Molecule: messenger RNA, 2403 nt
Organism: Stylonychia lemnae
Lineage: Eukaryota; Ciliophora; Spirotrichea; Sporadotrichida; Oxytrichidae
Source: the annotation of a GenBank genome assembly
AUGAACAAAGAAAAUUAGAGUUCUAUAUCCUCACCACAAAAGACUGAAAGUCAUAAUAUCAAAAACAAGAAGUCAGAAGUAUACAAAGCAAGUUCUAAAUCAUAAAAUGAAGAUGAUAUGCUAAUCAAAAUGGGCCUGAAAUAAUUGAUUUAAAAACUAUACUCAUCUUUCGAGUAUGAUAAGAUUUCCCUUAAAUUUAAGGACAAAAUGUUGGAAUGUAAAUAUCAGAAAAGGAUGCAUGAAAAUGUCAAAAUAUAAGGUCUUCUUAGUUUCUACUAGACUAUAAUCUUUCUACUGUACUUUAUUGGAGCUUAUCCAUGGAUUCAUCUCUAUUAUCUAAACUAGAAAGAUUAUGUAUUUUUUAUAAUUGCAAAUAUUGCUCAGUGUGCUUAUGAGUUGGUAUUAUAUCUACUUAGCAGAAAAUAUUAACGUGUUUCAUUAUAUUACCCAAUGUUGAUAAUCUUGGUCAGGCAAAUACUCUGUGCUGAAUAUUCCAUUUACAUUAAAACAGAUAUGGGCUUAGUAAAUGAAUUGCAGCUUGUGACGUUUGGAAUUAAGAACUUAUUUGAUCAAGAUGAGAUUAAUCAAGAUCUAAAUUAUUGUGGCUCAACAGAAGAUGACUGCAAAGUUCAAAUUAUUUAAAAAAUGAAAAGGUCGCUAGUAAAAGUUAAUAAAAAUGGCUCCAAACAAGAUUAAAGGCAAUAAGAAAUACACGGUGAAACUAAUUGUAAAUCUUUUGUUGUAACAACUAUAAGAGAUAUGUCUCAUUGGAUAGAACUGGAAAAGCAAAAGAAUUUAACUUUAGCUAAAACAUAGGCAUUUGCUUCAGCUGCUCAUGAAUUCAGAAAUCCAUUAGGGGCAAUCAUCAACUCACUUGAUAUGCUUGAAAAUUCUAUAUAACAAGAAAAGGGCAAAAAUUUUUUCUUAACUGCUAAAAACUGUUCUAAUUUAAUGCUUUACUUAGUGAAUGAUAUUCUAGAUUACAGCUAGCUUGAAUCUCAAAAGUUAAUGCUGAAUAUACAAUGGAAACGAAUAAGAGAUAUUCUAGACGAGUGUAUUAAUAUACUUAAGUUUAGAGCUGACUUGAAAAGGAUAAAGCUUUGUUAUGAGAUUAGCAAUGAUUUCCCAUAGAAAAUUUAAACAGAUGAGCAUAGAUUGAGACAAAUUCUCAUAAAUCUUAUAUCUAAUGCUAUCAAAUACACAAGCUAAGGACAUGUUAUUCUUCGAUGUAGCAGAUAAUUUGAAAAUAAUCUUAGCAUAGAUGUCGAGGAUACAGGAGUUGGAAUAAAUCUGCAAGAUCAGGAAAAACUUUUCAACCCUUAUUACAAAGACUCUAAAAAUCGUAACUUGAAUAAGGAAGGUUGCGGUUUAGGUUUAAUUAUAAGUAAGAAUUUAGCAUAAGCUCUUCAAGGAGACAUUACAUUAAAAUCUUAACUAGGGAAAGGAUCUACAUUUACCUUAACUAUUCCCAAAAGGAUAAAUGCCAUUGAAUCAGAAGAGCCUGGUACCCCAUAAAGUUAAAUUAUUAAAUAUAGAGUAAGAAGAAGAAAAAUCAAUAACUUUGAAUAGUCCAUUCAAUAGAAAACUAUAAAAUUAGACUACAAAAUAAGACAUUCUUCGAGAUAGAAGUCAAUUUUUAGCAAGAAAGAUCUUAACUUUUAGUUUGAUAUGCCAUUGUUCGAAGUUAAAAGUCUAGACCACAUUCCUAGAUUUGAAAGAAACUUUGCAAAAAAUUAUGAUACAGACUUAGAGUCUAAUAUAUACAGAGACUCAAAUUUUCUAUAAAAAGUUCAGGAGUACAUUAAGCCUAUGAAAUCUAAACUAAUUCCAAGAUUAAAAGACACACAUUAAUAUGAUUCAUCAAGAAAGUAGCUAAUAGAUGAUUCAAGAUAAAUUGAAAAUGAUUCCAUCGAUAUAGAAAUGAAAAUAAUAGAUGAGGAGAAAUGCUAAUGCUCAUAAAUUUUAAUAGCUGAUGAUGAUCCAUUUAAUAUCGUUAUACUAGAGGGAAUGUUGAACUCACUAGGCAUUUAUAAAAUUGACAAAGCUUUCAAUGGCUAAGAUGCAUAUGAAAAAGUUUUAUAAGAUAUUAAGAGCAGCAGAUAAUUUGAUGGCAGAAUGUUCUCAAAUCAAUAGAGUAAUUUUUAACAGAGUAAUUCAUGUCCAUCACACGAAAACUAUAAAGUGAUAUUUCUAGAUAAUAAUAUGCCCAUUCUAAGCGGUAUUGAAGUAGCAAGAAAGAUUAGAGAAUAGCUUAGAAUUUUAAAUGUAUCACAACAGAUCAAAAUAUUCUUGAUUUCAGGCGAUAAUAUCAAUCCUGAAGAUUUAUCAUAAAAGAAUUUAUUUGAUUAGAUUGUCACAAAGCCAGUUUCAUUAUCAACUAUAAAAAACUUGCUUAGCUUUUGA